AUAGAUGUGAGGCUGCUAAUAAUAACACACAGAUUCAGGGUUGAUUCAGUGACUGCGUUACAGAGCUGGUUUCAAGAUGAAACAAACAAACAGCUUUCAAGAAUUUCUAAAUUAUUUCAGGAUUGUAAAACUGUGUAAAAUGACUAAAUAACAGUGUUGUGAGCGUGAGUUCAGCUCUGGCUUCCUCUCUUCUCUGUGCUUGAGGUUUCAUAGUGUUUCCGCUCACAGUAUGAGAUGUUUGAAUGAUCACAGUAUAGAAGAUAAUCAUCUGGAUCAGACGAUGAGGAUCAUACAGCUUCACAUCUAUCUGUUGAUGUGGUCUCAAGCCACGGAGAGUGUAACAAACACAGCAGUAACUUUAGGAGCUGAUGUGAAUAUAAGCUGUGAUCUUGAUAUAAAGGAGAUUUACUGGUACAGACAGAAAUCACCAGAUCCUCCAGUGUUCAUCUUACGCACUUAUAAAAGCACUUUUGAAGGAGCUGAAUAUGAAAACAGCAUCUUUGAAGACAAAUACUCGGUGAAAACUAACAGCCGUCUGUUCAUCAGAAAUAUCAGCACUGAUGAAUUAGGAGUUUAUUAUUGUGUCAAAACUAGUGAACCACAAAAAUUCAGCAACGGCACCAAAAUCUACAUCAGCAACUCUGUCCAGAAGAAUCAGACUUCAGGAUCAGAGUCACAUGAUGCUCCACAAGACCAGAAAUCAUGGAUAAAUCUGACCAUCAUCAUCAUCAUCAUCAUCACUGCUUCUGUCAGCAUUGCUGUAAUAGGUUUGAUAAAGAGCUGCACAAACUCAAGCAGAGGAGGUAAAGAAAGCUUCAGGAGAGACGUGAAAGAGUCGCAGUUUGCUGAAGCUGUUUUGUUGAAGCAUCUCAGUGGCAGCAGAUCUUGUCAAACCGUGUGCAGCUUCUCUCUUCUUCAGUCAAUAACAGAUGAAGGAGCUUCAGAAGAGACAGAAAAGUGCUUUAGAUUUAAAUAAACAAAUGACAUUUCAUUUGUGUUUUGAAAACCUGACGCUGUGAAUAAAUUGUCUUUGUAAAAUAAAGCGGGGCUUCUGUGGAGCAACCACUGGAGGUCGCUGUUUUUAUUUUACACUCAAGAACAAAGUCAAGACGAAACUCAAGACUGAUAAACAUUUGUACAAACACUAUAUUCAGUAAAGAUUUGAGGUGUGAUGAAUAUUCGAUUAGUAGAGUCAAUUAGGAGAAGGCGAUUAGUCACCAGAAGAGACGGACGGCAGUGCCUUUUUUUUUUUUUUCACUCUAGACUGUGUAUUUGUUUGAGGUGUGUGCGCUGACGCGGAAGCGUCUGCGGAAGCGUUCAGCCGUCGUGUAAAGACCGAGGAGUGUAAAGACCUGCGACUUUUUCCUGUGCGACUUGAACCGAGCAACGACACCGAGCUACACACUUAAGUAUCUUUUUUUCCUUCCUCACUCUGCUCUCCUAUCCUCUUUCCUUCUACCUCUAUCAUGUGUCUCCAAAACAUUCCGGUUCUCUCUCAGCCACGCUCUAACAUCACUCGCAGACGGCAACGUAAUACUGCUAACCUACGCCCUAUCUCUACAUCUUCCACUACACCUCUGGCUUUCUCUGUGGGUCUCUGGAAUUGUCAGUCAGCCGUCAACAAAGCUGACUUCAUUUCUGCCUUUUCUUUAAAAUCCACUCUCAGCAUCUUGGGCUUGACUGAGACCUGGAUUCGUCCAGAAGACUCAGCAACCCCAG
Onychostoma macrolepis is the source of this 1719-nucleotide messenger RNA. RefSeq lists its product as uncharacterized. The coding region runs from base 230 to 976 and encodes 248 amino acids. Gene Ontology annotation, biological process: response to bacterium. NCBI's taxonomy places the organism in Eukaryota, Metazoa, Chordata, Actinopteri, Cypriniformes, Cyprinidae. The record is from RefSeq and is a predicted model, not a curated record. The transcript is spliced from 5 exons.